GACGCCGCGGCGUGCUGACGCGCGGGAUCGAGCUGAGGCCGAUUCGGCGCCCGCCAUGGCCGACAAAAUGGACAUGUCUCUGGACGACAUCAUCAAACUGAACCGGAGCCAGCGGGGCGGCCGCGGUGGGGGCCGGGGCCGCGGCCGGGCCGGCUCCCAGGGCGGCCGCGGCGGCGGAGCGCAGGCGGCCGCGCGCGUGAACCGAGGCGGCGGGCCCCUCCGGAACCGGCCGGCCAUUGCCCGCGGCGCGGCCGGCGGCGGCGGCAGGAACCGACCGGCGCCCUACAGCCGGCCGAAGCAGCUCCCCGACAAGUGGCAGCACGACCUGUUCGACAGCGGCUUCGGGGCCGGCGCCGGCGUGGAGACGGGCGGGAAGCUGCUGGUGUCCAACCUGGACUUCGGCGUGUCGGACGCCGACAUCCAGGAGCUGUUCGCGGAGUUCGGGACGCUGAAGAAGGCGGCCGUGCACUACGACCGCUCCGGCCGCAGCCUGGGCACGGCAGACGUGCACUUUGAGCGGAAGGCGGACGCGCUGAAGGCCAUGAAGCAGUACAACGGCGUGCCCUUGGACGGCCGCCCCAUGAACAUCCAGCUCGUCACGUCACAGAUCGACACCCAGCGGAGACCGGCACAGAGCAUAAGCAGAGGCGGCAUGACCAGAAACCGCGGCCCCGGGGCCUUCGGCGGCGGCACCCGGAGAGGCACGCGUGGCGGCAGCCGCGGCAGGGGCAGAGGCACCGGCAGGAGCGCCAAGCAGCAGCUUUCGGCAGAGGAGCUGGACGCCCAGCUGGACGCCUACAACGCCAGGAUGGACACCAGCUAAAGGAGGCGCGCGAGCGAGCAGAGCGGACCCACGCCGCGUCCCUGUGCUGGCGGGAGGGGCGGCCGGGGCUGUGUGGCCAAGGACGCAUUUGUUUCUCUUAUGUUUUAAAAUAGGAUUUAAGAACUCAUGUAAAGGUGUUUUUUUCUUUUUUUUUUAAUUCUGGAGCAGACCUGUUUUGUACUGAGUUAUUUUUGGGAUAAAUUUUACUGGUUGCUGUUGUGGAAAAGGUGGCGUUUCCACCUUUGCCAUAAUAAAAUAGAAACGUGUGUAGA
Messenger RNA from Lepus europaeus (European hare), 1095 nucleotides. RefSeq names its product Aly/REF export factor (gene ALYREF). NCBI's taxonomy places the organism in Eukaryota, Metazoa, Chordata, Mammalia, Lagomorpha, Leporidae. Gene Ontology annotation, cellular component: nucleus. The coding region runs from base 56 to 823 and encodes 255 amino acids. Gene Ontology annotation, molecular function: mRNA binding. The record is from RefSeq and is a predicted model, not a curated record. Gene Ontology annotation, biological process: mRNA export from nucleus. The transcript has 6 exons.